This is a messenger RNA of Monopterus albus (swamp eel), 5567 nucleotides long. It is a transcript of the gene fstl4, whose product is annotated as follistatin-like 4. The record is from RefSeq and is a predicted model, not a curated record. Bases 286 to 2823 code for a protein of 845 amino acids. Gene Ontology annotation, molecular function: protein binding. The transcript has 16 exons. Lineage: Eukaryota; Metazoa; Chordata; Actinopteri; Synbranchiformes; Synbranchidae. Gene Ontology annotation, biological process: cell differentiation; regulation of BMP signaling pathway; multicellular organism development. Gene Ontology annotation, cellular component: extracellular region.
AAAUAGGGCCGAGCAGGAGCGGAGCGCGGAGAGGAAACCAGCCGGAGGAGGCGGAGGAUGGCAACCCGCUGCUGAGAGUUGGGACGCGCUACCCGUCGCUCCUAACAAAGCUGCUACUGAUCCACCAGCUUGUAAUUCAUCUGAACCCUUUAAACCCUGCCAAGCAGGAGAGGAGUGGAACUAAAAGAGCGCAGAUCGGACGCGUCGCUGCGAAGAAAUCUGUGGCAUAUUUAGUCGCAUUUUAUUUCUUUCCGUCUUGCCUCAGAAUAUCACAGGUAGACACUCAUGGGCAGCCUGGGUGUUUGGGCUGUGGCUGUGGCCACUCUGCUGGGAACCUCAGGGUGCUGGCUGGCUGAAGGGCACAAGGGCAGCAGGCGAGGCAGCAUGGAUACAGCCACCACAUCACGUACCUCCUCCCUGGAGCCACACAUGGAGAAGGGGAAAGCAGACGGGAACAUCGAUCAAUCCCUUUCAGAUGCAGAUGAAGAUCCCUGUCGGAGGACCUACUGUGGACGGGGUCGACAGUGUGUGCUGAUGGCAGAAACUGGCCGUGCUGAGUGUGUUUGCCAGGAAAAAUGCCGGCCCUCCUUCGUGCCGGUGUGCGGCUCAGACGGCAGGUUUUAUGAGAACCAUUGCGAGGUUUACCGCGCCGCCUGCCUGGAGAGGAGAAGAAUUUAUGUGGUGCACAGCAAGGACUGCUUCUUCAGAGGCAAUGCAUGCACUAUGUCAGAGUACAACAGGCUGAAGAGCAUUCUGCUGGAUAUGCAGCCUGAAGUGCUGAAAACUGGAGAGCACAGCCAGCAGCGAGACAUGGAGGAGAAGAGAGCACUGGUGGACACCAUGUUCAAAUACCUGGAUGUGAACAAUGACAGUCGGCUGGUCAGUGAUGAGCUGGAAAAGCUCUCCAUGAAGGAGCAUCUGGAAGACAGUCUGCUGGAGUGCACCGUGCAAGACCUGCUGCGUUACGACGACUACAACAACGACGGACACCUCAGUCUGCACGAGUUCUACACGGCUUUUCAGGUUGUCCAGCUGAGCCUGACAGAGGACCAGCGCAUCAGCGUCUCCACGGUAACAGUGGGCCUCAGUGCCGUCCUCACCUGUGCCAUCCAGGGGACGCUGCGCCCACCAAUCAUCUGGAAGAGGAACAGCAUUGUAUUAAACUUCUUGGACCUGGAGGAUAUUAAUGACUUUGGGGAUGACGGCUCCCUGUACAUCACCAAGGUGACAACUAUCCACAUGGGGAACUACAGUUGCCAUGCCUAUGGCUAUGAGGACCUCUACCAGAUACAUGUGCUACAGGUGAAUGUCCCUCCAGUGAUCUUGGUCUAUCCAGAGACACAGGCCCAGGAACCUGGUGUGUCUGCCAGUCUCCACUGCCAUGCCGACGGCAUCCCGAAUCCCAAACUCCUCUGGCUGAAGAAUGGCAUGGAUCUGCAGCCCAGAUCCUCCAAACAGCUUUCUCUCAUAGCAAAUGGUAGCGAGCUCUUCAUUGGCAGCGUUCGGUACGAAGACACCGGAGCCUACACGUGCAUCGCCAAGAACGAAGUGGGAGUGGACGAAGAUAUCUCCUCUCUGUUUGUUGAAGACUCAGCCAAGAAGACCCUUGCAAACAUUCUGUGGAGAGAAGAAGGGUUGAGUGUGGGGAACAUGUUCUACAUAUUUUCUGAUGAGGGCAUCACAGUUCUCCAGCCCAGUGAAUGUGAGAUACACAGACACAUGAAGAGGACAGAGAGGAUUGUUGCCACCUAUGAGGAGAUGUGCCCUAAAGGUGAGGGGGUGUCACCUCAGCACUGCGUGUGGUCGUCAGCAGUCAACAUCAGGGAUAAGUAUAUCUACGUGACCCAGCCCCUCCAGAGUCGACUGCUGGUCGUUGACAUUCAGGCACAGAAGGUGGUGCAGGCAAUAGCAACAGAUCCUUUUCCAGUGAAGAUGCUCUAUGACAAAUCACACGACCAGGUCUGGGUCCUGACAUGGGGGGAUAUGGACAGAACACAUCCGACACUUCAGGUGAUUCCUCAGGCCAGUGUGGGAGAAGUUCAUCAUGUCAUCCGCACAACUUUCCAGAGAGUCAGCGACUUCUUCAUUCCUCCAACCAACCUCAUCAUCACUCACGUGAGGUUUGCCUUUGUCUUCCUCAAAAACGAACCUGCACUACACAAGAUUGACCUGGAGACCUUCCACCGUGUCAAAACCAUCAGCCUGAAGAAUUACAGCUGCAUACCAGUCAGCAUGGCCUACACACACCUGAGCGGCUUCUACUUCAUCCAGUGCCAGAGCAAGAACCACAUGCAAGCCCCUCCCCAGCUUCUCAUUGACAGUGUGACGGACACUGUGAUUGGUCCGAACCUAAACAUCACAGGACAACCCUUUGUUUCACCGGACGGCCGCUACAUUGUGACACCUGAGCCACAGCGCUCAAAGCUGGUAGUUCAGACUGUGUCAUUCCAGGGGGAGCUGGGUCUGAACCAGGAAAUGGACAAGCCUGUAGAGGUCUCCGAUCUGGUUUUCCAGCCCUCCUUCACCGAGCCCAACCAGCAUGUGGUGGUGGCCACCUCAGGCUCAGGCACGGACCUGCUGUUUGCAGACCUGUCCUCGGGCCGUGUUGAGGUUAUCCAGAGCCUCAAGGAUCCUCUAUCUCCACGAGCCUGGCCCUGGGGAGGCCCCAACAGAGUGGUGGUCUCCAGUGGGAUGUUUGGACAGUAUCUGGUGACACCGUCAGCUGAGUCCCUCUUUGUCCUGAACGGCAAACAGAGAACGCCACACUGCGAGGUGUCAGACAUCAAGAGAGGGAACACAGCUGUCUGGGUCGGUGAGGUAUGAGUCGAAACAACAAAGCAGGAGACGUAGAAUUAGGGAAAGCUGUAAGUGGGGGAAAAAGGGAAAGAUCAGGCCAAAUUACCUAUUAUAAAGAUUUGUCAACAUAAGUUGUGGACUCAACCCUGGGACCGAGCAAGAGGGAAGCACGCCUGGGUUUACUAUAACAAAAGUACUUAAAAAUAGAGUAAGUAAGAAAACAUUGAGGUACCCUGUUGUGAUAUUUCUACUGGGAGAAAGUGUCAAUGCCGUUCAGUGCAACAGUGAUCUAUGUGCACUUAACUAUACAGAAUUGUAACAUUAUUGCACUUCCUUCCAUGUUAUCACAGCAAAUAGGUAUCAGAAGAGGGGUUAUUAACACACUAUGAACUAUGCACAAUGCUCACUUUUUUAGAGUAAAAAGCUUUCCAGUUUUGUUUGUUUGUUUUCACCAGUGCUGCAUAUAAUCAACACAAACUGUCUGCCUUUAGUGUCUGUGUGUUCUGAGUCCUUUAAAAGCUACCGACCUGUUUAUUCACCCUUGUCAUGGUAUUGUACUGUGUUCUCUGAAAGCUUUCAUUCUCCUGCUGCCAGCACAGGCUGGCUUUAUGCACAUGUGUAAUGCCCUCUAGUUACAUCAUCUAUCCAAAGAGCCCAAAUGGUCUAUUAGCCAUCAACAAUGGAUGUCUCACUCACAGAGGAAGCCUAACCAGAAAUGAACAAUACAUCUUAUGGUCUUGCAAUGGUAUAACAGUCCCCCGCUGUCUUCCUCAGUUAUUCUGUACCUGCAGCACAACUCUGUGCUGUGGAGCCUGAAAAUGUCACUUACCAGAUUCCCUCAGGGUAAUAACUCCAGUUUACGCUGACCCACAUGCUGAGGCCGUGCCAAAGUGGCAUCAGCUCUGCUAUCUGACUGGCUGUGAGCAUUUGUACAUCCUCUCCAGGAGCCAUGCAUCAAAUCCAAGGCCAGGUAGACUUGUACGACUGUAACAAAAAGGAGCUGCUUUUCUUAAAAGCCUGUUGGAUACAUUUUCAUAGACCUUAGCAAUAUGUAAACAUGUUUCCUGUUUCUAGGAAUAGUUACUAAUUGUUAAAUUAUUAAAAUGUACAGGUUUGUUAAACCUCACUCUUCAAAAGUUGCAUCCCAACUUUUAAAGCCCCCAUAUUGUCUGUCCCGAGGCAGUAACUGAAUAAACAACAGCAUCUCUCAUAUCAAAACGUCUGAAACUGUCUCUGAGGUUGAACUUUAGCUUUUAAUUUGCUUUGGCCACUUGUACUAAUCAUCAUUACCAUGAUCCAUUGGCUGAAAGAGAGGGAAUGCUGCUGUCUCUGCAGAUUGAAUGACAGUGUCAAAUUACUGGGACGGGGAGUUUUAGGAUUAUGACUUUUUCUUUUCUCCUCAUUAUGCCAUGUACCCCUGUUCUCGGCCUCAAACUACAUCUGAUACAUGAAUGUCUAACAUUUAUCUGUCAGUAUCAUGAAACAUCCAAAGAUUUUUUUCUUAUAAUGUAAAUUACAAAUUAUAUUGAGAGUUAAAAUUUGUUUUCUCUUUAAAAUACACAUGUAGCUUAUUGUUAUAAAAGCUUGUUGCCAGGUUUUAAAUCUGCUUGUCUGAGAAUUAAAGCAGCAUCAUUCUCACAACGUAUUUCUAAAAUUUGCUAGUUUUCGCUGUCCAACAGCUUCUCCAGCGAGCACAGAGCAGCUGGAAUCAAAAUCGUAGCCCAUCGUCAGCAACACGACUUACUACUAUAUUAAAUUAACUAAAAAGUAAUGUAAUAUACACUCAGUUUACUAGGUGCACCUUCAAUUUUUGGAGAUGAGAGUUUAGGGCUUCACGAUUAUGGCAAAAAUCAUAAACACGAUUAUUUCAACCAAUAUUGAGAACACAAUUGUUUGACAAGAUUAUUCAUCGACUUUGGAAAUAUCAUGCACUUUUUUGGACUUGAAAACGUCUUUUAACGGGUUUCUUUUUAUAUGAUUCAAUAAUUUCAUCUGCCCUACUGUGAUUGACAGUUCAGAGGAAAUUAAUACUCUAGAUUUAUUUUCCAAAUAAAUCUUUGCUACUUCAGGUUAACACGCGCUGCUGGUGCAUGACAGACUACGAGCAAAGCUGAAAUGAUCUAUCCCUGUAAGGUUAUGCUCGUUUAGCGGGUGUUUUGUUACAUUACUCUUAUUGAGUUUUUACUUGCAGAGGUUUUAUUGCACUACAGUAACGAGCCGACGGUAGGUCUUGUCAGCCUUCGUGAUGUUUCACUUCACCUGAUGCGAGCAAAAAAUGGUCGCACUGUAGAGCAUUGAAGGGGUGCAAUGGAUAUAAGAAGACAAAAUGAGAGCAUCAUAAUGUAACGGAGUGUGGCACAAUAAUUAUUUUAUCUCAGUUUUUUUGUUUUCAUAAUAUUUGGAAGCCAAAAUCAUAAUUUGCAUAAGUUUUAGGCAGGUCUACCUAAUAGCUACCAGCUGAGGGCAGAAACAGCAGCAGCUGGUAAUGGGGCCGAUUUAGGCAUGUUUUAACAAAUCUAUCAACUAAAAUAAAGGCAAUCACAAUCUGAUAAUCUCUUUGCUGUGUUUUGUCCACCUCAGCCUGUUGCCACAUUGCUCUCACCUUUAUGAUAAUCAGGCUCUAAAAUGUGGAAUUUCACUGCAUGACUGCAUGUGAACAAUGAUUUACUCUGUUCUGAUUAUAAGGCUGCACCUGUUAUUUCUAUGGGUGGGGAGACAUAUUUAGCUAAAUACAGAGCUAUGCAAUAUUAAAUGCCCACAAUCAGGGCCAA